Molecule: messenger RNA, 1041 nt
Organism: Tremella mesenterica DSM 1558
Lineage: Eukaryota; Fungi; Basidiomycota; Tremellomycetes; Tremellales; Tremellaceae
Exons: 2
Coding region: 1-1041 (346 amino acids)
Source: RefSeq, a predicted model, not a curated record
AUGAUUGGGGUCUCAAGUCCCGUCGGGGUUGGAGUCGCAGAUGGGAAAGAGGAGGUAAGGAAGGGAUAUGGUACUCCUGUCGCGGAUUUACAACUUUCGAUAAGCAAGAUGCAAGGUCCCAUCAAUGACACUUCCCUCACUGCCCGUCUGGGACAUGUUCCUUAUCCACCUGUCAAGAUAACCAGUAAACCUCUCUCCCUCUCGGUUUGCCCGUCGGACUCCCUUCGCACCGCUGCCGAACAAACUCCCAACUUCCCUAGACUCUUUGUCACAGGCAACUCUAUCUUCCAACUUCUCGAAAACAUCCUUCCCAACUGUGAAAGAAUUCUUACCGAAGACUCUCCCGCUAAAGUUCUCAUCGACAGAGUUCUCGCUAAAGUCUCCACAGUCGCUGGUGAUCCGACCACUGUCCGCAAUUUGGGACACGUCGACCUCCCCGUUUGGCAAUACAAGACCUAUCUCAGUCCUGUCAAUGAGAUUCUGGAAUCGAAAGACAUACAGGCUGGGAUGGAUUUGGGGGAUAAACCGGACGAGGUAAGAAAAUGGGAAGUGACUCACUUUAAUCAUUUGACGGGUUGUUGGGCUUUAAAGAAGUCUCAGGCUGGAGGAAAGUUUUUACCCCUCGCUCUCAUCUGGGUUCAGUCUAGUGCUUCCAUCCCAUCCUACAUCUUCCCCAAGCUUUGGACCGCCGUUAACAGAGGUCUUAUCACAAUGGAUAGCGCCGGUAAAGUAAAUCUCGAUAAUCACAGAGCCGGUAUCGAAUACACUGAUGCGGUGACAACGAUAAUCACACGAGCGAUUGAACAUAUGUUCCGUCGUCUUGCAACUUUGCGAGUUCGAGUCGGCAUUCUCACCACCUAUGACCACUCUCUCAUCUUCCACGUCAAAAACCAUCAUAUCGAGAUCAGUAGAAUUCUUGACAGAGAUGGCGCUUCGCCAAGUAACCCGUUGGGAUCCAUUAUGCCCCUCUUCACUGCCAUCUCCCUUCUCAAAGCCGACACUUAUCGACACGACGCCGCUUGGAAAGUCACCAUCCCUUGA